AGCCGGAAACUCCCAAUCCGUUCACCAUAGAAACGCGAUAGAAACGCUGUUGACCCGUGUCCGUUGGUCUCGGGAGAGGGGGCUGGGCGAGAGGACCAGAAGUGAAAGAAGUUUAGCGAAGUAAGUUAGGCCCGGAAGAGGUCGCUGCAGGUUCAGGAGAGAACCAGGUCGGUGUGAGGGUCGGUCUGUAGAAUAGGCGGGGACGGGGACGGUCUGUUGGCCUUUCGGUGGGUUGUGGCUCUUCUGAGUCCGUGAAGGUAGCUUGGGGAUGGUGGUUUUUUGGCUUUGGUUUUUUGGGGUUUUUCGUUUUUUUGGAAAGGAACAGGGAAGAGUCUGUGCUGGAUGUUGUGAUCGGGGCGUCUUUGGGGUCCAUCAAAGGGGACUCUGGUGGUUAACGAUUAAACGUCUGAACAGAUGAAGCUGUCCUGAGGUCAGCGUUCAGGGUCUUCACGGGCCACUCUCCCUGCAGGUGACUGACACCUGGUUGGAGGGGCGGGGGGCGCUUGUCGAAUGAUUGCGGCUUCUUGUUCAGGGUCUCGAAGAAUUUGGAGCCCGAAGGUCGAAGAACCGUUAAGGAGGUCCGCGUGCGCGUGUAUCAGGUCUGGUUUGGUCUUAAUCCGGUGGGGCGGUUAUCACCGUCUUUUGUGCCGAGAGGUGGGACAGCAGAAGGUCUGGAGGCUGGGGAGUCCUGGUAGGUGCGUACGUUGAGCUCAGACUUUGGCAGCUGGGACAGACUUGAAGGUUAGUUAACAUUUCUUAAAAGCUUCAGGUCCAAGUCUCUUUCUUCACCAGCACCCAUUUUUCUCCUCCCUUUUGGCUCCCUCUAUCACCCAUUCUUUUGAAUCCAAAGAAAUGAAGAAAGUUUGGGGGAAGAUGAACGAUUUUGCAUAUUUAAAUAUAGUAAGCUUUUAAAUUAGAUUUCUAUUGUAAAUUGACUGAUUUCAUUUCAGCUUCUAUAUGCGAAUAUAUAAAGGCUGCUGUUUUCCCAGUGCGUGUGUGUGUGUGUGGUGUGUGUGUGUGUGUACACACAUAUUUGUCUUUUUAGGGCCGCAACCUUGGCAUAUGGAGGUUCCCAGGCUAGGGGUCAAAUUGGAGCUGUAGCUGCCCACCUACACCACAGCUCACAGCAAUGCCAGGUCCUUAACCCACUAAGCAAGGCCAGAGAUCAAACCUGCAACCUCAUGGUUCCUAGUCAGAUUUGUUUCCACUGUGCUACAAUGAGAACUCCUCUUUGUGUGUGUGUGUGUGUGUGUGUGUGAGUGAUCGUGGUUCUCAUAUUGAAGUGUGCAUAUAAACAGGGUGUACGAGCAUUUUUUUAAAGGAGGUAUGAGAGCAACAAAGUUUAAAGGAAAAAUUUAUACUUCCUCAUUGCCCUUAUGACCUCAUUUCUAUAAUUUUUCUGAAAAUUACCUGCCACUGAAAUAUGGUGCUAUGUUGAUUCUCCUUUGCCACUUUCCCUUUCGAAUUCAUGCCACUUCCACAUAUUCAGGGACUAAGUUUUAUUGGCCUGAGCUGUGAAGUCUCCUAGGGAACCAAACGAGGGACGGAAAUACUGGGGACCACGUGUUAAGGUAAGUGGGCAGCAAGAAGGACUAUAAUCCUAAAGGAAAUUUUGCUUUUCAGCUCACAGGUCCCAGCAAGAGACAAGAAAUGAACAAAGAAAGAGGAGGUUCCAGGACCUAGAUAUUGUUAUAUCUGGGGACCCAUUGUCGACUCUGAUAUCUCACUAGGAAUUUCAGGUAUAUCGAGACACAAAGACGGAGCCUCUGCAUUGCUAGCUAUUUUCAGAGAACAGAAGAAAAUGAUCCAGGCCCAGGGAAGCCUGUCAUUCAGGGAUGUGGCCGUGGACUUCACGUGGGAGGAGUGGCAGCUCCUGACCCCCGCUCAGAAGGACCUGUUCCGGGACGUGACGCUGGAGAACUACCGCAACCUGGUGGCCGUGGGGUAUCAAGUCAGCAAACCCGCAGCGCUGGCCAAGUUGGAGCGCAGGGAAGAACCGUGGACGAGAGCCGAGGAAGCCCCCAGUGGGACCUGCGAAGAAACUGGCAAAAUUGGUAAUCAACUGCCUGGUGACUGGGAAAAUCAAAGAAUGCUAAAAGGUAUAGACCAAUACCAGGAAUAUAAUGCACUUGGAAAUCCUGUUCCUCAAAGCAAAAGUCAUUUUCCUUUCAGGCAAAAUUCUGAUAUGCUUGAGUUCUACAUAAAAACUCUGAAAUCAAAUUUAAUUUUAGUCAGCCAGAGCCAAAGCUAUGAUAUUAAGAACUCCACUGAAUGUAACGGAGAUGGAAAAUCAUUUCUGCAUGCUAAGCAUGAAGAAUUUCAUCUUGCAGUUAAAUGCCCUGUAAGUGCAAAACCCAUCAGCAAUAAGUCCCAAAACAUUAAACACCAAAGAACUCACAACACCGAGAAAACCCAUGUAUGCAGUGAAUGUGGGAAAGCCUUUGUUAAGAAGUCUCAGCUCACUGAUCAUCAGAGAGUUCACACAGGGGAGAAACCUUAUGGGUGCAGUAUGUGUACGAAAGUAUUCUCCCGGAAGUCCAGGCUGAAUGAACACCAGAGAAUUCACAAGAGAGAGAAAUCCUUUAUAUGCAGUGACUGUGGAAAAGUCUUCACCAUGAAGAGCCGUCUGAUCGAACACCAGCGAACUCACACUGGAGAGAAACCCUACGUAUGCAAUGAAUGUGGAAAAGGCUUCCCAGGGAAGCGCAAUCUCAUUGUACAUCAGCGCAAUCACACUGGCGAGAAGUGCUACGUAUGUGGUGAAUGCGGAAAAGGCUUCACUGGGAAGAGCAUGCUUACCAUCCACCAGCGAACUCAUACAGGAGAGAAACCCUACAUAUGCAGUGAAUGUGGGAAAGGCUUCACCACAAAGCACUAUGUCAUCAUCCACCAACGAAAUCAUACAGGAGAGAAACCCUACAUAUGCAAUGACUGUGGGAAAGGUUUCACCAUGAAGUGUCGUCUGAUUGAACAUCAGCGAACCCAUACGGGAGAGAAACCGUAUGUGUGCCCUGAAUGUGGAAAAGGCUUUCCCAGGAAGAGUAAUCUCAUCGUACAUCAGAGAAAUCAUACGGUAGAGAAAUCCUACGUAUGCAGCGAAUGUGGAAAAGGCUUCACUGUGAAAAGCAUGCUUAUCAUCCACCAGCGAACUCACACUGGAGAGAAACCCUACAUUUGCAGUGAAUGUGGGAAAGGCUUUCCUUUGAAGAGCCGGCUGGUCGUGCAUCAGCGAACGCAUACUGGAGAGAAACCUUACAGAUGCAGCGAAUGUGGGAAAGGUUUUAUUGUGAAUAGUGGACUGAUGUUACAUCAGCGAACCCAUACUGGAGAGAAACCCUAUAUAUGCAAUAAAUGUGGAAAAGGUUUCGCCUUUAAGAGCAAUCUUGUGGUACAUCAGCGAACGCACACUGGAGAGAAACCCUUUAUGUGCAGUGAAUGUGGAAAAGGCUUCACCAUGAAACGCUAUCUCGUUGUACAUCAGCAAAUUCAUACAGGAGAGAAGUCCUAUAUAUGCAGAGAGUGUGGGAAAGGUUUUGUCACGGAAACAGAGCUCAUUUUACACCAACAGACUCACACCGGAGAGAAACCUUUUGCAUGCAAUGAAUGUGGCAAAGGCUUCACCGUGAAGAGCCGUCUAGUUGUUCAUCAGCGAACCCACACAGGAGAGAAGCCUUUUGUGUGCAGCGAAUGUGGAAAAGCCUUCUCCUCAAAGAGGAAUCUCAUUGUACAUCAGAGAACUCAUAAUGGAAACAAACCUUAAGAAAGCAAUGAAUGUGGUCACACCUACAGGAAGAAAACAUGCUUUGUCCAACAUCAGAGAUUCCAAGCAAGACAGACUUCUUUUACAUGAACUGACUGUUGAAAAUCCUAUUCAUAUUGGAUCAAAUUGGUAUUGUUCUCAUUACCCACCAGAAAUUUUACACAGGAGACACACCAUAUGCAUGCAGUUAAUGUGAGAAAGCUGCAACACAAAUUCAGCACCCGUGGUACAUCACCUAAUUCAUCACCUGUGGGUUCAGUGAAGGAGGGUAACCUUUCAUGUGUCAGGCCUUGUGAAUACACAGGAGAAACAAAUGCAUAAGUCAAGGUACAUCAUCCUUUGCAGUGAAUCUGAACUCAUUCAUAUACAAGUGAACUCGUUCAGGGUACAAACCAUGACAGUUCAGUGAGUGCAUUUAAACAUCAGUGGGCUCCUCACACACCUGAAUAUUAUAGUCAGUGAGGAUGAGCCUGUGGCUAGAGGUCACCCUUGGGGAACUAUGGAAUUUGCACAGGAAUGAAAGUUAAUGCAGGGAAUGUGCCAGUGCCUUCAGUGAUCUGCUACCUCACAUUGUCACAAUUAACAUGUAGGAAAAAAGCUCUGAUACAUUCAAUGCAGAAAAGGCUUGAGGAAACAUUUCUAGGUGAUUAUACAUCUGAAAAGAAUCUACUAAGACACAUCUUACGAAUGGAGAGACUAGAAAACUUUUUGUGGGAAUAAAGACCCUGUCUUAUCAUAAAAGAUCAUCAGAGUAGGAAUAUGAUGAUCCUGGUAAAGUCUGUGCCUAGGAGUAAAACUUAGUCAUUGCCAAUAUUCGUGCUGGAGGAAAAUUUUCACAUGGCAAUGAAUAUGGCAGAGUUUUGGUGAUAAUAGUCCCAUCUCAUCACUUCUCAUGAAUUCAUAGAGAAAUAAAACUUACAAAUACACUAAGCAUAGAGUAACUUUAGCAAAUUAUCAGAAUUCCGAAGGAAAGGAGCCUCGUGAAAAUGACAUAUACUUAAGCUAUUACAAGUCUAACCUUAUACACCUUUGUUCAUUUUGGGACAAGAUACUUUGAACCAUACUCUUAAUGAUUCCAUAAUCUUAAAGUAGGCUAUUCUCAAUACUGGUUAAAUUUUAAUGUUAUAAAUGAUGCAGGAAUGUUCUGUGCCCAGCUCUAACCAUUAUAUGAUUUGCUCUUGCAUUUCUUAGGCUCUAAAUUCAUCUCUUUUAGUCUAUUACAUACUCCAAAAGAAAAAGGAAUAUGUUCAUAGAUAUAAUUAAACAUAUUGGGAUGUAUUUAUCCAAGUUUAUAAGUAGCAGUAGUAGUUUACAAAAACACUUUAUUAAAAUGAUUCUUCUAAAAUUUGUUUUUAAACUUUGAAAUAGUUUGACUCACAAGAAAUUACAAAAUAUACGAAGUUCCCAGGUACCAUUAUUCAGCUCCUUCAGUGAUAUUAUCUUACAUAACCAAAGUACAUCAUAACCAAUAAAAUGACAUUAGUACAACACUGCUGAGUAAACUAUAGACCUUAUUUGGAUUUCAGUAGUUUUUGCAUGCAGUAAUUUGUGUAGGUUUUGUUUUGUUUUUUAAUAGAGUUCUAAGAAAUUUUAUCACAUAUACAAAUUUAUGUAAACCCCCUACAGUGGGGAUGCAGAAUUGUGCCAAUACAAAGAAACAUCCUCCUGCUGCUCCUUUAUAAUCACACUCUCUCUGGCCAUGACCUGUGGUGAACACUCCUCAGAACUCCAUCACUCUGUUAUUUCAAGAAUUCUAUUAAAAUGGAAUCAUACAGUGUGUAACCUUUGGGGUCAGAUUUAUCUCACUUAGCAAAUUGCCCUUAAGAUUCAUCCAGUUUGUUGGGUGUAUAGUUUUACUUUUUGUUGCCAAAUAAUAUUCUUCUGUAUGGAGGUACAUGGUUUAUUUGUUCACUGUUGACAGAUGUUUAGGUGGUUUCCAGUGUUUCACUGUAAAAAAUAAAAAUCUUUGAAGAUUUGUGGACCCAGUUUUAUGUGAA
Messenger RNA from Sus scrofa (pig), 5757 nucleotides. Lineage: Eukaryota; Metazoa; Chordata; Mammalia; Artiodactyla; Suidae. The record is from RefSeq and is a predicted model, not a curated record.